AUGAAGCUCUCAGAUAAAAUCGCACAACAUACCUCUUCCCGUCCUUUCUUCACUUUUGAGUUCUUUCCACCGCGAACAGAUGAGGGCUUCGCCAAUCUCCUCACGCGUGUUUCGCGCAUGUCCGAGCUCGAUCCGCUCGCCGUCAGCGUAACCUGGGGUGCAGGAGGCACAACAAAGGAUAGGAGCCUUGAGCUCGCCGAGAUCAUCCAAACUGAACAUGCUAUCGACACACUCAUGCAUUUAACAUGCACGAAUAUGGAGCAGGGUCUAGUUGACGACGUUCUAAGGAAAGCUAAAGAACGGGGAAUCGAAAACAUCUUAGCUCUACGAGGAGACCCACCCCGAGGAGAAGAGUACUGGAUACCCAUAGACCCGCGUUUCACACAUGCUAUUGAUCUUGUGAAGUACAUCAAAUCCUCUCCGGAAUUUUCUUCCAGUUUCUGCAUAGGAGUUGCAGCUUAUCCUGACGGAUAUGUAGAGUCCGAUGUGGACGAAGAUACAGAACUGGAGUAUCUCAAAGCUAAGGUUGAUGCUGGAGCUGAAUUCAUCAUAACUCAGCUAUUCUACGACGUCGGUGGCUUCUUAAAAUGGUUAAGAAAAGUACGGGAGAAAGGGAUCAAUGUUCCCGUCAUCCCAGGGAUCAUGCCGCUUCAAAAUUACGCAACCUUUCUACGAUUAACCAAACUCUGUGGGACGAAGGUUCCGUCAAAACUAAAGCUCGAUCUUGAGCCUCUACGGCACGAUGACCAAAAAGUGAAGGACUAUGGCGUAACACUCGCAAUGGACAUAAUCAGGCGACUAAUCGACUCCGGGGAUGUCAGUGGUGUUCACUUCUGUACGUUAAACCUCGAGCGGAGCGUACGAAAGGUGCUUGAAGGACUUCAAUGGAUCGGAGGCCCUCCGAAACAUGAAAAUAGACUCAUCGUCGACCCAGCAGACGAGAUACAAGAACCACCCGAGUUCACUAUAAAGCCUCACGAUGCAGCACAAACUGCUACAGACAAGUUAUCGACGAAACCUCUACCUGACAUACCUGAACCGGGUAAAGGAGAGGUUAACAACGCUUCGACUUGGGAUGAGUUCCCGAAUGGACGGUUUGGUGAUUCUAAGAGUCCUGCGUUCGGCCUUCAAUUGGAUCCAUGGAACUCUGGUGUUCCGAAUAGCCUUGGCGUAUCGGUGACGCGAUGGGGCAACCCCAAGUCUCCAACAGACCUCACAAACCUCUUCCUCGCACACUUACACUCUAAACUCUCCUCCACACCGUUCUCACCCUACCCACUCUUACAUGAAUCGCAACUCAUUCUCAAACACCUGGAAGAUCUGACACGUCGAGGCUGGUGGACCGUGUUCUCGCAACCUGCAGUAGACGGCGUGAGUUCCUCAGACGAGGUUUUCGGCUGGGGACCUGCGGGUGGGUAUGUUUUCCAAAAGGGAUUCGUCGAGUUCUUUGCGGUGAAGGAGGAUGUGGAGUUAUUGGAGAGGAAGAUAAGAUGUAGAGGUGAUGGAUGGGUGGAUUUCUUUGCUGCUAAUGAGAAGGGAGAACUGCGAACAAACGUCCCAGAAAGUGGUAGGAACGCUGUUACAUGGGGUGUCUUCGCAGGACAAGAAAUCGCACAGUCAACAAUUAUCGACAGGACUUCGUUCCUCUCCUGGAAGGAGGAAGCAUUCUCAAUCUGGGAACAAUGGUCGCUCGUGUACCCACCAGACUCAGCUGAACGGAGGUUCCUCGAGUCAGUUCGUAGUGAAAGGUGGCUUGUGAGCAUCGUACACCAUGACUUCAAAGAUUCUUCCAAGUUGUGGAGCUUCAUAUUGGAUGAAUAG
This is a messenger RNA of Fomitiporia mediterranea MF3/22, 1821 nucleotides long. RefSeq names its product MTHFR-domain-containing protein. Gene Ontology annotation, biological process: tetrahydrofolate interconversion. NCBI's taxonomy places the organism in Eukaryota, Fungi, Basidiomycota, Agaricomycetes, Hymenochaetales, Hymenochaetaceae. Bases 1 to 1821 code for a protein of 606 amino acids. The transcript has 11 exons. Gene Ontology annotation, cellular component: cytosol. The record is from RefSeq and is a predicted model, not a curated record. Gene Ontology annotation, molecular function: methylenetetrahydrofolate reductase [NAD(P)H] activity; FAD binding.